AAAGCUAAUGGCCGCCCGUCUCUAAUUUCGAAACAGCUGAUGUGCGUCUUUUAAUUUUUCUCAGAGAAUUCGUGCCGUUUAUAAAUUGUGUUAAAUUAAAUAGAUGAUACGGUACUCGGUUUAUUAUUUUGUGUUGAAAUCAGGAUGUCACUGACCAUACAGCAAAUCAUUUUGGAUGCAAAAAGACUCGCAGGGCGCCUCAAAGAAAGAGAAACUGAAGCGGAUGCUCUACUAACUGAAACUCAAACUGCUUACAGACAGAUCCACACCAUGAAACAGUACAAAGAAGAAGUGGACUCACUAAAUGAAGCUUCCAGAGAAAGGCCAAGGGGCGCAUUGAUUGCAAGCAUAGAAAGAGAGUCACGGUUGAUGCGGGACGUUCAACGUGAGAAUGGCGAGUUGCGGGCAGCUCUGGAAGAUCACAGACGAGCACUGGAGUUGAUAAUGUCCAAAUACCGUCAACACACAGAAAAGAGAAUAUGGGAGUCGAGGAUAGACUUCACUGCUGCUGUCAAUGAAAAACAACAAGAGUUGAUCCGUCAGCAAGCUGAGAGGAUCAAUGAGAUGACAAGCAUCAUGUACAAAGCUGUUAACAUGGAUGAGAAUGGUGACACCAGAAAAGAGGAAGAACUUUAUCAACGGCUUAUCACUGAAAAUAAGGGUUUGAGGGAGAUGUUGGAUUUGUCAAGGCGGUAUGGAUCAGACAGGGCAUGCGCGGCCCCCACUGAGGACAAGGAUGUGCAGACCGACGGGCCGCCGCUGACGGGCGCGUGACGGCCCGCGGUGGAGCCCUGCCGCCUCUGAACGCGCCGCCCUGCCGGCCUCCGCGCCGACGACACAUAUAGGUAGACUACACUUCACCUGUCCGCACACUUGAAACUCAUCUUCUCACUCUGAUCCACUCGUAUAACCCGGACGGAGCUUCUCAGGUGUGCCGGAGAGGUGGGAUGCAGACGAGUCACCGUUCCAGUAUACAAACUUUACCUGUUACUCACAGAUUUUGGAUGUUAGGUCUUUUGACAGUAUGCCUCUCAUGUUUCACAUUUGUAAACAAAAUAUUAAUUGUGACAACAUACAGCGAAUGAUUACAAUGUAGUUAAAAAACUUUUUGUUUUGUUUCUCAAUUGGUUGUAUUGGAUGUUGAAUUAUAUAAAUUUAAAUAUUAAAAUGACAUUUAAGUUAGAUGCUAAUGUUAUCUUGUAAUGGUAAAGUAUAUCACGUUUAGCCAUCAUUUAUUAGUUAUUCUUACAAUGUAUGAAACCAAAUCACAUAAUGUGGCAGAAACUGUGAUCUUUAGUGUUUGCUGUUAAGUUGAUGUAAAAUUUGACUGUGUUAUGCUUCUGAAGUUUAUAAAUGUAAACACAUUUCUUCAUCUAAUUGAAAUAGCUUUUCAGUAGAUUAUUAGUCCUCACUCAAACAUUUGCUCAUUAAAACUGCAGGUUUAAUAAAAACAUAAUACUCGGUAGUAAAUAACUUACGUUUAAUUCAUUAUAAACCACUUAUCUCACUAUGUAGGCUACUCGAAUUUCAGAUAGAUUUAGUGAAAUUAUAGUUAUUUUAAAAUCAGACUACUAUGGGACCCACAAUGACGAAAUAGAACCAGUUUCAUAAGUAAAUCAUUACUUAGUUAUCCAGUAACACCCUAUCACACAAAUACUAGUCAAUUUUCAAUAAACAGGUCACAUAAAUUUUUAUUAUUCAUAACCACCAUAACACAUGUUGAAUGUAACAUAAAUGAAUUCAUUGAUUCAUCUUUCGGGUGAUUUGUGCAAAGCAACAAUGUGUUAGGUACUAAAAUAUGCAAUAUUUUUUCAUGCAAUGUAGUGGGAUCAGCUUUGAAUGUUAGGAACAAUCGUAGAAUGGUGGAUUGUAGUUGUUUGUAGUAGCAACCUUCGUAAAUAUAAAUAAUCAUGCCAAAGGCAUGCAAGCAAUAUGAUUACGAUACUGUUACAUGUAAGUACUGUUGUUAAAUUUUUUGAAUAUCUAGCUCUGCCGCAAGUCUCUCGUGAUUGUCAUCGUGGACAUUUAAUUAUGAGUACAAUUUCUAAUUGAGGGACCGUAUUAAUGAUAGUUAUCAUUCCUCCUAGAAACAGAGCAAUGUCUUCGAGAAUUUUCCAUUAUUUGGGAUCUUUGCUAAAAUUAUCGAAGAUUGCCUAGAUAAGUAUAAACUUUUAAAAAGAUUUUAUCAUGUUUCUAUGGAAUAAUGAUCACUAGUAUGAAUGUAGUCACUUCGAAAGUUUCUUUGGUUUAAAAUUGACUGUAGACCCAUCACAAAUAUUUGAU
Messenger RNA from Ostrinia furnacalis (Asian corn borer), 2283 nucleotides. RefSeq names its product FGFR1 oncogene partner 2 homolog. NCBI's taxonomy places the organism in Eukaryota, Metazoa, Arthropoda, Insecta, Lepidoptera, Crambidae. The record is from RefSeq and is a predicted model, not a curated record. The transcript has 5 exons. The coding region runs from base 145 to 774 and encodes 209 amino acids.